Mucor velutinosus is the source of this 1878-nucleotide messenger RNA. RefSeq lists its product as uncharacterized. The coding region runs from base 1 to 1878 and encodes 625 amino acids. Gene Ontology annotation, molecular function: NADH dehydrogenase activity; calcium ion binding. NCBI's taxonomy places the organism in Eukaryota, Fungi, Mucoromycota, Mucoromycetes, Mucorales, Mucoraceae. The record is from RefSeq and is a predicted model, not a curated record. The transcript is spliced from 5 exons.
AUGUUUUCGCGUUCAUUAUUAGCUACAUCAAAGAGCUUACCCAGGAAAACCAACGUGCGUUUGGUUCAAAGAGCCUUUCUCGGUUCUUCCUCUUCUUCAUCACCAAAGGUACCGAAUGCAUGGAUUGGCCCCAAGCUGAAGCGUUUGUUCCUCGUUGGAGGUACAGUGGGUGCAGUUGGCAGUUUUGCUUAUUAUCUAUCCCAAGACCAAGACCGAGUCGUCGGCGCCUUUGGUGAAUCAGAACAUGUGCCCUACUUGGCUCUUCAUCCAGAACGAGGCGGUGCCAAGGGACUCCCCAUCUCAAAAUACUAUAUUGAUGAUAACACCAAGCAUGAAAACACGAAAGAGCGAGUGGUUAUUCUUGGAUCUGGAUGGGGCGCUAUCUCAGUCAUCAAGAACUUGGACAAGGAUAAAUACAAUGUCACCGUGGUCAGCGAUAAUAACUACUUUUUAUUCACACCUCUGUUACCAAGCGCAACAGUGGGAACAUUGGAAUUAAGAUCUCUGAUUGAGCCUGUACGCAAAAUUACAGCUAGAAUUAAGGCGCAUUUCGUAGAAGGACGUGCUACUGAUAUCGAUCUCGAGAACAAGUUGGUGGAGGUGCAAGGAUGCAACGGCGACGAGAACUUUUAUGUGCCCUACGACAAAUUGAUUGUGGCAGUUGGAGCCACCAGCAUGACACAUGGUGUCGAAGGCAUUGACAAUACAGUGAGACUAAAGACAAUUCAAGACGCUAUCCGUAUCCGCCAUCUGGUUACUGAAAAUGUCGAAAAGGCCUGUUUGCCUACAACAUCACCUGAAGAGCGUAAACGACUUCUUUCAUUCGUUGUGUGUGGUGGAGGACCUACCGGUGUUGAGUUCGCUGCUGAAAUGUCUGACUGGAUCAACGAGGAUUUAGUGAAAUGGUUUCCCAAAUUGGUGCGUGAAGACAUUUCAAUUCACAUUAUUCAAUCAAGAGAUCAUAUCCUCAACACAUUCGAUAGCAAGAUCAGUGAAUACGCUGAAAAGAGAUUUGAUCGUGAACAUGUGAAUGUCAUUACUAAUGCCCGUGUGGCUCGUAUUGAAGACAAGGAGGUGGUUUACAAGCUCAAAACCAGUGAUCCCAAUGCCGAACCUGUCAUUCGAAAGCUGCCUUACGGACUGUGCCUGUGGUCAACUGGUAUUGCCAUGACACCUUUUGCUCAGCACUUGACUCAGAAAUUGCCGGAACAAGCACAUAAACGUGUGCUCACUACCGACAAUUACCUUCAUUUAAGAGGGCUGGAAGAUGACUCCAUCUACGCACUAGGCGACUGUGCCUCGAUUGAAAACCCUAAUCUGUUGGAACACAUUAUGGAGUUUUUCCAAGAAGCCGAUUCAGACAAGGACGGAUCUCUCUCGUUACAGGAAUUUUCAGCCAUCUGCAAUGUCAUGAAGGAGCGAUUCCCAUUGACCGAAGAGCAUUUGGUGAAUCUAGAGCAAAAGUUUAGAAAAUACGACAAGGACCACAGCGGAACACUGGACAUUGACGAAAUGAAGGCCAUGUUACAGGAUGUCGACAGCGAAUUAACCAAUUUGCCAGCUACUGCCCAAGUUGCAAGUCAGCAAGGCCAAUAUCUUGCCAAAUACCUAAACACACUCUACGAAAAGAAGGACGAAUCCAGCACAAAGCAGGCAGUGGGCCCAUUCCGAUACAACCAUCUUGGUACGCUGGCUUAUUUGGGAAACACAGCCGUAGGAGAUUUCAAGUGGGGAUAUCAAAUGAUCGGUGGUUUAUGGGCACUGUAUUUAUGGCGCAGUGUGUAUUGGAGCGAGCAAGUGAGCAUGCGCACUCGAAUGAACCUCAGUUUAGAUUGGACUCGUUGCGCUAUUUGGGGAAGAGACAUCUCGACAGUGUAA